GCGAUGAACCGAGCGCUUUCGCGUGGCCACCUUGACGUAGCGAAGUGGAUCCAUGAGGUCGAAACGCAACAGCAUUCGAAUGGUACUGAAGCGGCGGCAGGUGGGCACCUCGAAAUGCUUCACUGGUUGCAUUCGAAAGGGCUGCUAGCUCGUGUGCAGUUUACUGUAGGUGGUGCAGCUCGAAAUGGACAUCUCGGGGUUGUGCGGUGGUGUCUAGAGAACAAACUAGGAGCACGCUCAACGAAUUCCAUGUAUAUCGCACUUGCAUGGGAUGAGCUUAAUAUCCUGGACUGGCUAAUGAAGUUCGGCCUCAAGCUGUGCUCUACUGCUCCCAUCCGCCCAGCCGUCAGUGUAGGGGACUUGAAUUUGGUCAAGUGGUUUCACUGA
Molecule: messenger RNA, 387 nt
Organism: Phytophthora sojae
Lineage: Eukaryota; Oomycota; Peronosporomycetes; Peronosporales; Peronosporaceae
Exons: 2
Source: RefSeq, a predicted model, not a curated record